AUGCCUCCCAAAUCCACGAGCAGGUUCCAAACAUCUCUCAGCAAUUGGUUCAAAUCCAACAAAAAGCCUGGCUCAGUGGAUGUCAACACUUUGACGGACGACGACGACGAAAGUCGAACGCUGCCUCCACCAUCUGAACCGGAUUCUACUGCAGCAAUAGAUGGAGAAGACGAUGAUAUCGUGUCCAAUGCUCGGCCUACCAGAGGCAAAGGCACAGCACAACUUAGCGAGCUUGGGACGGAAGACGAUGACCAACCACGACCAAAGAAGAAGCUGCUCCUGGCCCCGGAGGCUGACGCAAAGGGCAAGAAAGCACGCGUCAACAAGAAAAAGGCAUCGACAGCACCGGCCAAGGUUACCAAGGGAAAACGGAAACUAGCCGCAAGGGAGAAAGCAAAGAAGAAAGCCACGGGUGACGAAGAUGUUUCCGAGACGGAGGAUGGAAGCGAAGACGAGGAUGAAGGAGACAAAAUCAACCGUUCGAAGGCACAUCCGGAGGAUCUCAACCUUCCUCCUCUUUCCACAAUGCCCGCCAUAUUUCGGGAUAUCGUAGCACGGAACCCCAAGCUCAAGGACGUUGUCACGCUCUUCCAAACCCAUACAGACCGCGCCGGGGAGCCGCGGAAACUACGUGUCGGAACAAUGUGUAGUGGCACAGAAUCUCCACUGCUCGCUCUUCAGUUGAUCAGCGAGGCGAUGGAGCUCAAUGAUGCAAUGAGAGGCCAGAGACUGGAUGUCGAGCACAUCUUUUCGUGCGAGAUUGAGCCUUUCAAGCAGGCGUACAUCGAGAGAAACUUUCGACCACCGAUUCUAUUUCGCGACGUGACGGAGCUCGGCAGAGACGAAGCAACUACUGCAUACGGCUCGCUUGUUCCUGUUCCUGGAAACAUUGACCUGCUUGUAGCAGGUACUUCUUGCGUCGAUUAUUCGACGCUGAAUGUCCACCAGAAGAGUAUCGACGCGGGUGGAGAGUCCGGAAAUACAUUCUAUGGAAUGCUUUCGUAUGUAAAAAAUCAUCGACCGCCCAUUGUCAUCCUCGAAAACGUCUGCGGUGCGCCGUGGGACAAAGUCUGUGGCGAGUUUGAGGACAUUGGCUAUCGUGCCCGAUUUCUUCGACUUGAUACCAAAUUCUUCUACAUUCCGCAUACCAGGACGCGCGUCUACAUGAUUGCCAUCGAAGCUCGACGGAUAAAGGCAAAGGCGACGAAUGUGAGCGUCGACGACCUAGUCGAGGAAUGGGUUGAGGGGAUGAAGUCGCACAUGCAGCGCCCGGCUUCAUGCACUCUGGAUGCGUUUCUUCUUCCAAAUGAUGACCCACGCAUUCACGAAGGUCGGCAACGUUUGGCAAUCGAGACGAAGACGAGUGCCAAUAGGAGACGAAAGGAAGUCGAUUGGGCACGUUGUGAGCAGCGGCAUACACGAGCAAGAGCGGAGGAAGCGUUGGGAAACAAGAGGCCCCUGACAAGGUGGGAGGAAGGUGGAGGAUUCAACUUCCUCGACUACAUCUGGGAGGACUGGUGUGCAGACGCGGUUCCUCGUGUCAAAGAUCUCAUGGACAUCUCACAUUUGCGAGCCGCCAAACUUGGGGUUGACACGAGCUAUAAAACGACCGUUUGGAAUCUUUCACAGAAUGUCGACCGUCAGAUUGGCUCUGGGAGGCUAGGCAUUGCUCCAUGUCUUACACCGACCAUGAUCGCCUAUAUCACCAACCGUGGGGGUCCCCUUGUCGGCAUCGAAGCCCUUGGCCUACAAGGUCUUCCAGUCGACCGAUUACUUCUCACAAGAGAGACGCAAGAUCAACUGGCAGACCUUGCCGGAAAUGCCAUGUCGACUACCGUCGUUGGUUCCGCCAUUAUCCUUGCUCUGGUUGUUUCAAUCCCAGUUCUUGAAAAGACCAUUGAAGAGCGCGAUGGCGCUGUCGACCAGCCGGAUGAGAGGUCUGAACUUGCUGUAGAUCGACUUCUCUACACGGAAACCCUCGAUGACCGAAUUAUGGGGCUGGAAGAACUUGAAACGCAUCCACUCCAACUUUCUGCCAUCAGCGACCUCUCGUGGCACGACUUACUCGAGGGAUCAGUGAGGGCUAAGAGGUGGUGCCGAUGCGAAGGGAGAUCGGCGAUUACCGACCGUCAAAUGCAUGAAUGCUCUGCGUGCGGAGCAACUUCUUGCGUCAAAUGUGGUCAACGACCAGAGCAUAUGUAUCGACUCGUCAUGUUUCCCAACGGGCGCCCACAACCCGUCAAGUUUGCUGAAGAGGCGAAGAAAGCGCUCCCCAUGGCGUUGAGCUUCCUCGCAACUCCGACAAUAAAGGAUCUCAAUGCCCUCAGAGCCCAAAGUGGAGAGAUAGAUCCGGCGUUAUGGGCUUCAUGGGUCCAAGCCACUGUGGAUGCCCUUCACAUGCCUCUUCACUUUGUCGAUCUUCGGCGGCAGGAUAUUUGGGUAGCCAUUUAUGAAAGCCCAACUGCUCGCUUGGAGUUACAUCUUCAUCCAAAGCGGCCUGAAUGGCGGCUUUUCGCCAUCCCGGACGCGAAAUUGGCCGCGAAUAGCCCGAUUAGAAGGAUGCUAGUGACACCAAUCUCUCGCAUGAUCUGCCAAGGGGACGUUCUUGCCGGAAGAUGGGAGUAUGCAGUUCCUGGACAAUGUUCCAUCUCUAUUCUCAUUCAGGGCGUUUCCAGCGGUGAAAAUGCGCUCACAGAUUCUUGGGAGAAGAGUCUGGGUCUCCUGGAUAGCAAGUUUGUCAACAAAUUGGUUUGGAAAGAACUGUUGAUUCAAGCAGUCGACCACGCGGGCAAACCGAUAGGAUCUUGCCCAUUCGACCGCGACAUUUCCGGUACAUAUAGAUACCUGCCAAGCUGCGGGACUGCAUGUCAUUCCCUUCACAAGAGAAUCAGGAAUGUGAACGGAGAUCGCGUGGACGACUCUCAGCCUGACCUCUAUUUCUUCCUUGACCCGAGACGCACGCGAGAAGGAAGCUGUGACUCUUUCGUCUUUUCUACCAGUCCUAGGAGGUAUGAGUAUUCGGAGUGCCGACCCAUCAUAGCCAGGCUCAAUCCAGAAUGGCGUCAGAGCGAUCGUCAAGAAACCAAGGCCGAGUGUAGCGUCGAUUGGACGUGGAUUAUUUCCAAAACACUUCUUUGCACGUCAAUGUCCUCUCGCGACGCGUUUUAUAAUUGUCCUUGCGGCGACUUGGAAAUUGCGGCAGAUGUAAAGGCUUGUGCCAAGGCUACUGCCAUCCUCACAUGUUCAGUGCCGCUUGGUGAUGAACCUGGAGAACUCUGGCCAAUGAACCAGUGGUUCGAGAUUGAUAAAUUGCGCGAAAGGGAGUAUCUGAAACUUCUAUCGUGGAUCCUUGAGAGAGUUCGGAACAUCUCGCAUGAUGGCACAUGGAAGGAGAUUCGACUGGCAAAAGAAUUCGAGGACCCGCAAUUCCGCUGCGAGCGAUGCGCUCCACGGCCACCUCGGAUUGUGUGGUACAAGAAGGAGAGAGGACAUAUCAAUGAUAUAAGGGCCAUAGAAGAUCCGAGGCAAGCAGGACCCUUUGAGCGAGCUUUGAAGGCACGGCCACCCGCCUUUCAAAUUCACGUCAAGUAUGACAUGUCCGACAAGCGAGGUCGAGUAGUCAUAGGAGUAAAUCCAGUGACUCUCAUUCACCAGGCCAUUGCUUAUCUGCCUCCUCGCGACGGUUGCAUCGACGCUGCCUGGCGCCUUGACACAUCUUAUGUUCCUCUACCCCUGAUCUCCACUCCCGACUUUGUCAUUCCAAGUAAUCGACAUGACGAACCUGCGGCACAACCUGAGGGAUUCAAGCUCAAGCUCCGACCGGAACAGCUUCGCUCUCUCAGAUGGAUGCAACAGCAAGAGGACUCGCCCGUGCUCUUCGUCGAAGAAGAGAUCUGCGAAGAUGCCUCGGAGAACCUGGGCUGGAGAAUAGAAGGAAGGGCCAGACGCUCUGUCUCGAUCCGUGGUGGCGUAGUCGCGGACCAAGUUGGCUAUGGCAAAACUGCCAUUAUGCUGGGCUUAAUUGCAACGCGAAACGCCAAGAAACUCGCGAAGCAAAGCGACGCGCCGAAGGGGAAAAUCAUGGCCAAGGGAACAUGUGUCAUUGUUCCUGCACAUCUCGUUCUCCAAUGGAAGGGGGAAGUCACCAAGUUUAUUCGAUCCAUCGGAAAGGAGUCUGCCAAGGUCGUCACAUUGCUCCAGGGGAACGACAUUAAUUCGACGACCAUUGAGGAUAUUCAAAGCGCGGAUAUAGUCAUCGUCGCAUCUACGAUGCCUAAUUCCGAGCAUUACUGGGAUAACUUGGGAUCUUUUGCUGGCGUGGCGCUUCCAAGCAAAGCUGGUCGUUAUUUCAACGCUCGCUUAGAGCAGGCUCAUGCCGCACUUUCGAAACAAGUAGAGCUCUUACAAGCCGACAAGGGUCCCGAGAAAGUACUUAAAGUGAUUCAGAACGCGCAUGCUAACGUGAACAAUCAGGAGCAGUUUGUUCAGCUCAAGCGACUCAAAGGCAAGGCCUACGCGGACGCCCACGAAGAGAGGGGCAGGUUGCUCAAGAAGCUCGCCUCCGAAAAAGAAACUGAGCAGGUCGUGGCAGUUCCAAUGAAAGUGAUGAAAUCUCUCCCAAAGAGGGAAUUGGCAUGUCCAGAGACCGUUCUGGACAAGCCAGAGGGCGACAAGAUCAUCAGGCCUACUAGGAUUUUCCUGGGGGUGUUUCCACCCAUUAUCUACGGCAUUAACAACCGAAAUCUGUCCAAAUCCCGCGGUCGAUUGCAGCGCAAGCCGAUUAUUAUCGACUCGGACUCGGAUGAUGCCCCAAAGCAGGGAAAGCGCUAUCUGGGGACCAAAGACGACAGCGAGGGCGAUUACAAGUAUCACAGUCAUAGUGAAAGCGACGAUGAGACAGAUUUUGAGGAUAGUGAAGAGUCCUCAUCCGCGGAAGAAAUCUUUCUAUCCGACGAGUCGGACGUGGUCCGGCGGAAACCACCGAAGGUGAUCAAAAACCCUCCAAAACCCAAAGCGGUCGAGAAGAGUCCUGGCAAGAAGAGGAAGAACGAGGGCGACGAAAACGAUGGACCACCAGCGAAGAAGGCCAAAGUUGUAAAGCCGAAGAAGUCACGAGCAACCAUGGAUCCCUGGAAACUGAGUGACAAGGCCAUUCGAGAAAAUUGGACCCAAAUGCGAGCACCACCCUUGGAUAUGUUUCAUUUCCACCGUCUGGUCAUUGAUGAAUUCACUUAUACCAAGAAGGAGCAUGUUUCGCACGCUAUUGUAACCCGGCUCUCUGCCUCAUGUCGAUGGGUGAUGUCCGGCACCCCACCAACAGGCAAUUUUGCCUCCGUCAAAGGCAUUGCUGCGUUUCUUGGUAUUCACCUAGGCGUCGAUGACGACGCUGAGGGAGCCACAGAGGAAGUCAAAUCACGCAUACAAGACAAGACUGCUGCCGAGGCCUUCCAUUCCUUCCGUGAGGUUCGAAGCGCUUACUGGCAUACUGCCCGUCACACAAUAGCGCAGCGCUUUCUUGACCAAUUUAACCUAGCAGAAAUAGAUGAUAUCCCUCUAGAAGAGAAAAUCUGCGCCGUAACCUUAACAGCUUCGGAGCGUGCUCUCUACCUCGAGUUGGAGCACUACUUGCGGGCGCAAGAGCUCAAGAUGAAGAAGACGGGCAAGUCUCAGAGUGAUAGGGUUCGGCGACUCAAUAAGGCUCUAGGGGAGUCAAAGACACCAGAAGAAGCCCUGCUCAAGAGCGCAUCCCAUUUCGAUUGUCAGACCGUUGAUAUUCUCAAUUCUACGGUCGCCUGUGACAUCAUUGUAAAACAGAGACAGGACGAGUUGGACAAGUGCAAACGUGAGCUACGCCGCAGGUUGAUCAAGGCCUUCAAGAUGGAAAGAAGACUGCGAUCCAGCAAGGUUGUCAGAGAUACCGGAGGAAGGUCGCACUUUCGGCAGACUCUCGAUGAAUGGGAGCACGGUGGGGACAAAGAUAGCGAAACCAAGGAGAUUCUCGCCUCCUUGGUAAAGGAGGCUCGAAACCCAGACGCAGAGGCAGACUCAGACUCCUCGACUGAUGGAGAACCCAGUACAGCGAUCAAAAGGGGCUCAAAGAAGACCACCAAAGAGGAUGAAGACAAGAUGAAUGACACAGAUUUGGUAUGGGCUCAUCGAGAGCACGCACAUGAGCUUCGCGCUCUCGCCAAAGAAUUGGGUGGAAGAGUUCGCUCACUCAGAUUUUUCCAAUGCGUCCGAUCCUUCCAAGGAGAUGCAAAUUUGCUCAGCGAUUGCCCAGUAUGUGGGAAAACUGGCCUCGGGAUGAGUGAUGUCUCGAUUUUGUCUUCUUGUGGUCACGUUGGAUGUCACUCAUGUGUCGCCAAAUCGGCUGCCAACGAGGCCUGUAUACAGCAGAGUUCUGGUGGGUGCAAGGUUCCCGCCAGUGCUCUCUUUGUUGUCCGCGCCGAUACCCUCGGAUACGACCGAAAAGCGGAUGCGAAAGGCAAGCAUUGGGGCCAGAAGUUGGAGGAUAUUGUAGCGCUCAUCAAAUCACUGCCUUGCGAUGAGCGAGUUCUGUUAUUUGUCCAAUUCCCUGACCUCACCAAAAAGGUUGCUGAAGCACUCGCUAACGGUGAUUUGUCGUAUUCCGAGAUCAAAGGUACUCCAAUGCAACAGUCGAGGGUUCUUCAGGACUUUCAAGAUCCAAAAUCGAAAUGUCGAAUUCUCUUGCUCAAUCUCGGAGACGAGAGUGCGAGCGGCGGGAAUCUCACGGUCGCAAACCACGCUAUAUUUAUCUCUCCACUUUUGGCAAAAAAUCAGUUCGAGUACACUCAGGCGGAGACGCAGGCUAUCGGACGUAUUCGACGAUUUGGACAGACGAAAAUUGCCAACAUCUACCGCUUCGUCACGCGUAGUACUAUUGACGAGGAAAUUUACACCACACGUGGCCAGACUCUUGGAGAUCUCAGCAAGAAAGUCCAAAUUUGUCGUGUCAUCGGGCACACGUUGGAGGAUGAAGAUUACGCCAACGCCAUGGAUGUAGACGAAUAG
Molecule: messenger RNA, 7032 nt
Organism: Serendipita indica DSM 11827
Lineage: Eukaryota; Fungi; Basidiomycota; Agaricomycetes; Sebacinales; Serendipitaceae
Source: the annotation of a GenBank genome assembly